GGCCCCGUUCUGUUUUCAAUUUUAGUUGCAAUGGCGGUGAAAACGGAUGGAAGCCAUGGAGAGAAAUUGAAGAAAUUCCUUGCAGAAACUUCAGCCGAUGAGAAUAUUGCAAGGUAUUACUUAGAAAGUGAAAAAUGGAACUUAGAAACUGCUCUUGCUGGGUUCAAACAAAUGAAACUUGAAGAAGAGCAGAGAUCUGUGAGUAGGUCUUCAGGUGGCAAAGGCAAUGGUGAUAGGCCUAAACACACAGAAAAAAGUGAUCGUAUUGGACCUUUGCGUCGAGGCCUUUCCAUGGCAAACUCAGAAUUGGUUGCAAAUGCUCGGCUAGAGAUGGAAAAUAACGGAAAGGCAGAUGGAAAAAGUCAAUCGGAUCUACCUCAGACUACUCGUACUUUCAUUUUACCAAAUAUUACUGUGGUUAAGGAUCCAGAACUUGUCGAAGCACUAAAAAAAGACUUGAUCGACAAAGCAACAUAUCAGUCGUUAACAAAAGCAGGAGUUCUAAAUUGGUGGUCAAAUGGAAAUUUGUCAGCAUGUAGAAAAUUGUUCCCAAUGUCAACAGUUGGUGAUGGAAACUGCUUGUUGCAUGCUGUUUCCCUAGGAAUGUGGGGAUUUCAUGAUAGGUUACUAACACUGAGAAGGGCUCUUUACCACUCAUUGACAAGUGAAUCUGCCAAAGGAGCUCUGAGGCGAAGAUGGAUGUUUCAGCAGUGGAAGCUGAACAUGGAGGCGGGUGGACUGUGUUUUACGCCCGACGAAUGGAGGGAAGAAUGGGAAGGUAUUGUGCGAUUGGCGUCUGAUAAACCACGUGGUCAAAAGAAAGCACCACUUACACCUCGAAAGAUAAGCAAACAGUACUCGAUUGCAACAAGCUCAAUACACGAUGAGUUGCUUAAACGGACAGACUCAGAAGGCUCAGACAGUUUCGAUAGCUUGGAGGAGUUUCAUGUGCUUGCACUUGCCCAUGUAUUGAAAAGACCGAUUAUUGUUAUAUCAGACACCAUGUUACGUGAUCUAGAAGGUCAACCCUUGCAGCCUAUACAUUUUGGUGGCAUAUACUUGCCUAUUGAGUGUGAUCCAGCCAAAUGCUACAAGUACCCGCUUGUCCUAGGUUAUGAUUCCGGUCACUUUGCUGCCCUUGUACCGGCUGAAGGCGAAGACGUUGGUUCAAAUAAGAUAACCUUGUCUUCAAGUGUCCCUCUCAUUAACUCUGAUAUCGAUCUCCUGCCUCUCCAGUUUAUUACCGAUCCUGGCGAAACGUGGUUGUUGACAUCAGAUGAUUCGAAGAAAAAGAAGCUCCCCGAAUUGUCGAAACAAGAAAAGCUUCAUAUUCUUUCGAAAUAUCUUCAUAUAAUAAAAGUAACCCGCCCAAAUGAAAGGCAGUCGAUUCUUCCAGCUUUUCAAGCCAAUGCACCUGAGGAGUUUGAGCUGGACGCAAGUGACCUAGGAAGCUUUUUCCGUAAAAAGUCAAAGGAAGGCAAGCAGAUAAUUUCGAAGGCGUUCGAAAACAUCACCACUUUGAUGUCAGGUCAUUCAAAUCUUAGUAAGAGCAAAACGUCGCCAAAACUAAUGAGGAAGGUCUCAUACAAGCCAUUAUAUGCAGCAAAGCUUGAUCUGGUAAAUAGGCCAAAGUAUUUUGAUGAUAUGAUCAACAAUUACAUAGAAGGUGCAAGAAAAAGAUUGCAGGAACAGAAAAAUACACAGAAAGCUGUACCAUCCCGUAUGCAAUGUGCAACGCCCGGAUGCACUUUCUACGGUUCUCCCGAAAGCAACUACCUUUGUUCCAAAUGCUACGGUUACCAACAAGAGAUGUCCAGGGUACAUAAAAGUAUGCCCGUUUUGCGGGAAGAGCGGCCUCCAAUGUUAAGGCAGGCUCAACGUCAGCUUUCCAAUCCGGAAAAUGCGAAGAAUUCGGAAGAUCUACUACUAAACUUCCACGACCGAACUUUCUCAGAUUCUUUCAGACCAGCUACUGCCCCGCCACCGGAAAAUUUGAUCGGUACGAGCAGUCAUUUUGGCGUGAGCACAAGUUUGGAUGAACUUCCUGAACGGAUUAAUUUACCUGCAACGGCCCCGUUUCCUUCAUUAGACACAACUUCCAACGUUGGCAGCCUGACAGAGCAAAGACAGGGCACAGUGAUAGAUGCAAACAAAUCGAAAUUACCAGAGAGGCUACCAUCAUACGAAUCGAAAAUAUCACAAUCUAAUUACAAUAUUGACUCAUUGAACAAAGAACCGAAGUUGCAGCAGCAACAACCAAAUACCACUACUCGCAGCUUUUACCGAAGAGAACUUGCUCAGUUCGAUCCAGUUAUAAAUCCAAAUAUUAAACCAUUUUCCUUUGAAAGGUUUUGUAGAAAUGUUGGUUGCAAAAUAUUUGGUUCAAACGAAUACGACGGAUUCUGUUACUCAUGCUAUUCAAGAAUUCACCAGGAAGGUGGUUAUGUGUAAAUAUAUCUGUUAUGGGAAUGAGUGGUAAUUACUUCGUUAAAAGUUCAGCCAGAAAUCCAAUUUUACAGAGACAGUGGUGGGUAUAAACAGGACUGUUGCGGGUAGUUUCUUGUGUAGUUAAACUGUUAAAUUGAGCAACGAUGCUCCUUCUCACAAUAAGGUGUCCGUAGUCUAGCUGUAGGAUCACUUCUGCAUGGCGUUAACUGUAAUGAAGCAUAUUUGAGAAUAAACUGUUUGCCCGUUGCUUGCAGGUGUCCGCCUAAAGUUGGUAUCUGCUUUGAGGCGGUGUCCCUUAAUAAAGGUGACACAGGUUGUUGUUUUGUUCCAGCCUAUAAUCGGUCGAAAGGGCGGCCCUGUAAUCGGUACGAUUUUCUUUUGAUAAUAAGAUCUCUUAUGUCGGAGACAAGUUUUGAGGGAUAAUGAGGAAUGAUACCAAAUCUUGCAAUAACCUUCAAAAAUGAUUUAUAAUUUGAAAUUAGCUCUCCUACCCUACUUACCCUGGUUGCCUGAGCCUCAAAGAGAAUUCCUUUCCCUCGUCCUUCAUCCUCUUUGAGGUUCUGGCAUCCAGGGUAUACCAUACUAGACACUUGAAUUUCUAGCUAAUAAAGAGGCUUUUUGUCAAAUAGAGAAAGAAUCAAACGGGGCUCUUAUUAAUUGUUAUGUCUAUGAUUCGAUCAUGUUGCAGUGAUGCCAUGGUUUAUUUUCUUAGUUGAUGGUCGUAUAUGGUUUUGUAUUUGUGUUUACGUUGAUAUUCUUAUAGAUGUUUAAGGUUGAUAUUUAAGUUUAUAUAGAAUUGUUCUUCUAGUGUGAACGGAAAUGAUCAUAAGGAUAUAAUUUAAUAUUUCUUAUGAUUUAUAUAUAGCGUUGAUUUUGGGUAUUUACAGAAACGAUUGCUCAGCUGCAUUCGAAUGAUAUCAUAUGUUGACUCUCUCUUUGGGACUUCUUCUAGUUUAUGCUAAGAAUUUGCUCUAAAGAGUUCCUCAUGGAUCCUGCUUCGAUCCUAUACUGUUCACUGUGUAGGCUGAUCAUUCUGAGCGUUGUUUAGGGCCUAUCUUCAGCAAACAUAUUGUUUUAAGGUAGUCUUAGAAGGUUAGAUAUAAAAUGUUAACAGUUGCAGAAAAAUAUUUUAUAAAGUAUAAAGUAUUUUACCCGAAAAAGGAGUUUUUUGCAAUUCUUGAAGUUACAAUGAAAGAAAUCAUAAGGAAACGUUAAAAUAUUUAUCUUGGUAAGAAUUCAGUUUUUUUAUCCUUAGAACAAUGAAUUCCAGAUCCUAUGAUUCGAAUUUUAGUACUCUUUGUAAAAGUACCCUUGUUAUUUUAAUCGAGAGAACAUAUUUCCCCAUUUAUAAUGAAAACUGCUGUAAACUUGUCGUUUUUAAUGUGCUUCCAGUUUUUUGUUGCCUAUGGCAUUUUCGAUUCCUACAAGAAAUAGCGUAUCUAGUAUGUAUAAGUGCAAACAUACUUCAAUGUGAUUUUGACCAAAAUUGAUACUUUAUCAAUACUUCCUUAGUUAGAAUUUGCAGACCUUUUCAUUCAAAGUUAUCGCAUUCGAUAAUAUAAAGACAGGCAUGUCAAAAUGCUAGCUUGGCUGACGUGAAGAAGUGAUCAUUUUUAAGAGAAAAACUGACUGGUCAGGAUGUUUUGUGUUGUAUAAAGCCCCGGCCAAAUCAGUGCUGCAUUUCGUCCGACAAUUCCCAACAUUGUCAAUAGAAGUCUUGUUGGACAUUGUUGGGCAUUGUUGGACAUUGUUGGAUGUUGGGGUGGCCAAGGCAGCACAACAUUUCAUCGAGCACUUGUCGAUUUAUCAACCACAACAACUACAGAGUCUAAUUCCAUUCACUCGAGCCUAUGCUAAAAACUGAGCAUGGUAACUCAAUAACAAGCAAAGCAAAAAGCAAUUAUUUAAACAAUUAUUAAACUCUAGAUUCUAGCUCUUUAAACAAGAACAUUGCUUUCGUACAUCUUGAAUUUUCG
Rhopilema esculentum is the source of this 4424-nucleotide messenger RNA. RefSeq names its product OTU domain-containing protein 7B. The record is from RefSeq and is a predicted model, not a curated record. Gene Ontology annotation, biological process: protein K63-linked deubiquitination; protein deubiquitination involved in ubiquitin-dependent protein catabolic process; protein K11-linked deubiquitination. NCBI's taxonomy places the organism in Eukaryota, Metazoa, Cnidaria, Scyphozoa, Rhizostomeae, Rhizostomatidae. Gene Ontology annotation, cellular component: cytoplasm; nucleus. Gene Ontology annotation, molecular function: zinc ion binding; cysteine-type deubiquitinase activity; K63-linked polyubiquitin modification-dependent protein binding.